UUCUGAGGGACGGUUGGGCUCGCGGCGCCGUCCGUUGACGCUAACGGUCGCGGUGGGCUCUCGCGCCGCUGCGGGCGGCGUUGGCGGGAAGGCCGCUGCGCUGCGGGGCGGCGUGAAGGGGCUCAGCCUGAAGCGAAACGGCGCCCGUCAGAAACCGUGCUCAGUGCUGCGGGGGUGGGGGAGCGGGGAAGGAAGCCUUUUUGUUUCGACCGUUAAAUAAACCAGCGAAUGAGAACCUUGUCGAACUUAGCGAGUUCUUGCCCUGCUGAGGCAAAGCACCGCUUCCUCUUGGAAGGUCCCUAAUCAAUCGCCUGCGUACAUUGCUCUAAACAUAGAUGGCUACAAAAUAGCAACUAAAAUGCAGGGCCGUUCCCCAGGAGCCCGUGUGCAAAUUCAGCAACAAAGCAUGCAUAGAGCUAGGACAAGAAACAGCACCGUUUAAUCAUGUCCGUAUGGCCUGUAGCCUGUGGGCACUGAGCAAAUCACUUCGGGGCCUGCCAGAGUAUGGCCUUGGAGCAGAUAACAGGAAAGGACUGGUACCAAGUCCUAGGCGCGCAGCCAUCGGACAGCCCGGCCGAGCUGAAGCGGAAGUACCAAAGACUCGCUUUGUUGUAUCAUCCAGACAAACAGAAGGCAGAUGUGCCAGCAGGAGAAGUGGAGGAGCGUGUGCAGAGGUUCAUCGAAAUUGAUCAAGCGUGGAAAAUUCUAGGGAAUGAAGAGACAAAAAAAGAGUAUGACCUGCAGCAGCGUGAAGUUAAUCUGACAAAAGAAUGGCCGUUACAUGCACAGAUUUUUCUUGAGGAUAUGUCCUGGAACGAAGAUGAACAAUGUUACACUCUUUCAUGCAGAUGUGGUGGGAGUUAUGCUGUCUCCAAGAGUGAAACCAAAGAUGUAUCUUUGGUCUGUUGUGACACAUGUUCACUUGUUAUUGAGAUCCUUCAGUGAUUGCUCUGGACAGACACAUUGAGUUACAAACUUUCAAAACAUCCGAUGCAAAGGACAGCAGCUCAUUGGACAAAUGGGACAACAGGAGGAUGCUCCAAGUUCAGUCAGUCUUAGGAGAGGAAACGUGCCCAUUUACUAACAUACCUCUGAAAACAUGGUACUUGUUUUUUUAACUCUUCAACUCAAGAGCAAUUUAUAAAAAACUUCCAGAACACAACGCUAAGUUCUGUACACCUGGACUGUAUCUCAGGAUCUAAAUAACCUUUCUUUCCCAGCAAACAGAGUAGCUUCUUUCAGUCUCCGUCUCUUAUCAACUGCAGCUUGGGCCUUACCUCUUAAGUAAGUUAAAUCCUUUUGAAGGCUCAGAUGACAAAAUGUAAUCAGGAGGCAUAAAUGUGAGAACGUUUUGAAGAUAAUCAAGAAUCCAGGCCUGUUAAUGGCAAACGGGAAUAUUUUCUAUUUCGAUGCUAAAUUAGUCUCCAAUAAAUUCUGAAAAAGGACUUGACCCUUAGAAAGAGGUGGCAGAGACUUGCAGAUCUUGCUGGCUAGUUGUCCUGGUACAAAGUAGCAGGUACAGUGCUCAUUCACCAACACUGCAUUUACAUUAACUGUUCAGCUUCAUCAGAACCAGGAGUACACUGCUCAACUGACUCCAUCCAUUAUCUGAACAAAUGCAGGCUUCAUUCCUUAUAUGACCCCUACUGGGCAUACAGUCUCUUGGGUCAAAUUGGAGCUAUUUUGAGGAAAACCCUACAAAACACAUAUGAGUAAAUGGAUAUCUGAGCCUCAAGCUCUUCUGUUUAAAUCCUAGCAUGCCACAUUACUUGCUAAUAUAGGUGUAGCCUCUGCGUAGCUCUAGCUGUGUGACAAUGUAAUAGUGCACUGCCUUCUUCGUUGCUUAUUAACAGUCAGUGUUAACUCUGUCUUCUAGUAAAAUUCAAAACUUUUUGAAUAAAUCCAAGCACUUACCGUGAAUAGCCAGAGGAAACAAAAUAAGAGGCAUAUCAUUGUUGAUGAUGACAGCAGUGUAUCAUUCCCAUUUAAAGUUAGAUAUAAUCACAGAAAGAAGGGACAUCCUUGUCAAGUAACACUUGUGUUUAUUUUAAAGAAAAAUAAUUCCAUUGAUUUCAGUAGAAAAUAUUACACACGCUGGCAAUAGUCAUUUGAUUCUGUCAAUCAUCAAGAAAUCUAUGGCCAUUGGGGCUUGCGCGUAGAAAUCCAAAGUCAUUCAGAGGCCAUAUCUGUAAAAUAAUGAGAUUUUUAUCACAACUCCAAGUUCACUAUUUUCAUUUGUUCUUGUUGUAAGUUUUCAUAAACUGAAUCAUAUUUUAUUGUAACACAAGCAUUGAAACUUCUCACCUGUGUGAGAAAUAUAUACUGUAUGCCAGGAGAACUCCUAAUUCUGUAGUGGCUGGAGACAACAUUAAUUAAUUCUCAGCAUACUUUUCCUACGGAGAGCCCAAAAGCACUCUUUUUUUUCAGCGCUGGAAAUAAAUACAUUCCUAGAAAAUGUCUUCUAAAUUCAAUGUUUUCUAGCUUGUAAGCCUCUUAAGUUAAAAGACACAGUAUAUAUAUUUGAUGCAUCUAGAGAAGAAAAUACCGUGAGCGUUUCCUCCCAGUGAAAUCAUUUCUGAGGUACACAUUUGUAUUUUUAAGAUGAGCAUCUGAAGUACUUAGACUGAAGCUUGAAAAAAGAAUUCCAUGGGCUUACAGGUAAGCUUAUACCAUGCAAAAAGGUAUGAAGGGGUGGAGUGCCUGCUAUCAGGAAGUGCUCUUAACCAGGGGGCCCCUUUGAGAAGGCGACAAUGGAAAGAGCACAAAUCAGGAUCGUAUACAAGCGCAAGUGUCAGAGUGAUGCUCACAAGGAGGAACUUUCUCCAGAAGUUAACUGUAUAGGUGUUUAAACUACUGAAUGCUCCCACGAGCACUUGCUUCUGAAUCAUCACAAAGUAUGUGUAGGCUGGCUGGUCUUGGAUGCAAAACAGGUAAUGUGAAAUCAAGAACAUUCUUUUACAGCAUCUCCUCUGACUGCCUCUCUUUUCAAUGCAUGUUCUUUCAAAGACGGCACCAGGGGAUCAGCAGGGAGAAAGCAAAGAGGUGAUGUUGAAGAACCAAUGUCCUCCUGUGACUCUAAUCCUAUAAAAAUCUCACAGCCUCUGCUCAAAUGAAGCGACCUAAACAUGGAAAGAUGAUGUGCUAUCUUGUUCCCCAAACAUCUGUUAGUAUGAUGUCUAUCUUGCUCAUCUUUCCUUAGAAUUUGAUCUUAAGGAAGGUAUGCAGUCGCCUUCUAGGAAGAGCAAAUUCCUCUUCAAUUGAAUUUAUGGAAUAUCCACAGCACAGAAGGAGCCUUGCUGCUUUCUGCGUGAAGUAGAAAAGUCAUUUUUUUCUGCUUGCAAGGGGAAGCAGAGUGCUGAGGUUCAGUAUUUCAGUCUCUGUGACUUGUCCUCAAUAUUACUACUGCAAUUACGGAAGAGGCAAAGGCACGUAGGAAUGAGAGACUGAGAGGGAAGAAACAGCAUCGACUUAAUACUAGACUGGGACAGUGCACUACUGGAAGCUUGCAUGGACUUGCAUCCCUCAGGCCCCUUCUAGCACUGUAGUAAGUUGCAACAAAUCAAUUAGAUUGUACCUAAGCCCUUGAGAAGAUACAAGGAUGAGUGAGUUAUUCCCAGGACAUCAUGUUCUCUGGAUCUGAAAAAGGCUCAAAGCUCUGUUGAUCAAGUAUCGUUGAGCAUACAUGUCUUUUUCUAGCACAUGCAGCUGAGGAAGAGCAUGAGGAACGUCUGCUAAUAGUCAGAAAUAAAUGUCUCUACAUGCAUAUUAACCCGUGAGCUGAUUUAAGUUCCACAGAAAUAUAGAGUGUUAUGAAACAAUAACAGAAGGCUAUCGGUGGCUUUGGCUAGAAGUAAAGCUACAGAAUUCAAGGUUUUGCAGAAAGACCUAUGCUGGCUACAGGCUGGCUGUCAUGUCCUUGUUUGGCUUCAAAGCAGACAGGAGUAAAAGGAGGCAGGAAUAUUCCAUAUUACAGAUGUAAGCCCAUCUGAGUAAAGGCCCAGAGGAGGGAAGCCAUUUGCUACAGUACAAACAAUUUCAGGCAACUUAAAUCACACAUUCUGCAACUUUACUUGCUUUCAGUGACAGUUUCAGAAGAACACUUUCAGAAGUGUUUUAAAUAUUAUUUGACUGUAUAGUUUCAAAUUCAUCACAGUAAUCUUAGUGGUAGAUUUAGAAAGAAAAUAAUGGUUUAUCUAGUUUGCACACUGGGGAGAAUCUGAGAAACAAAACUUCCAGUUGGAAAGAAGAUGGAACAAGUGUUCCGUGUAAAACAAAGACAUGCCACUGCGUGUAAUAAUUCCCAACAGAAGUUGACUCUGACUUGUUGGUUCAAACUGGCUAGUCCAAUUAGUGGCUAUUUCCUUUUGCCCUCUUUGGUUUGGCCAACAUAAAUCUGAUCUGAUGGAUGGGGCAUAAAUGGGGAUAACUAGCUCUUUUGAAGAUACUCGGCAAGUCUAGCUCUGACGUGAAGCGUAUGUCCAGGGAAUGCAGAGACUAUCCCGUGUAGGAUAGGACGAAGCACGAGUUCUGUCAAAGAAGGGAGUCCUCCCCUCAGUGGGGUUUUACUGAAUCUGCAGCUACUCAUCAUUUCAGUGGCCUUUUGAUGCAAUGAGGGUAUUAACUAUCUGAACAGCAGCUGAUAUGCUGGCAAGAAGGAAAUGGGACAAAUGUAUUCAACUAUCGUUUCUUCCCUCUGAGUUAAAACCUGGUGCAGCAACACUGAGAACCUUAGGUCUAAACUUCACAGAUAAACGUUAAUUCUUUCUGUAACUUAUCUAUAUUUCACCAAGAAUAGAUUACUUAAAUAAAGCUGGCAUAAGGUUGCUUUCUUCUGUUGAAAUCCCUUACUUCCACAUUAGAUCGGCAACAUUCUUGUUAGUAGUUCUUUGCAUCUAAAAAUGACUAAAAAUGUAACUUAGGAUUCAAAGGCACCAUUGCAUCUGCUUCUCCAAAGUCCACUGUAAGAUAAAGCAAAUUAAGCUGCCUUUCUCAAGACAGUAAGAGAUUUUUCAUGAUGCCAGAGAUGCCAAAUGUUUAGCAGACUACAUUAAAAGAAGGUUUUCUUGGCCAGUGGGCUGCUAAUUAGCUACAACCAUGUGCAAUAGCUGUGUUCUGGGGCCUUUCACUGUAGCAAUCAGUGACAACAUACAAUAGCUAGAUCACUGUAGUCUGAUGUGAAACACCAUAAACAACUACAACUAUAAACAGACUUCUGAAGAAUAAACUCAUUUUUGCUUAAAUCUCAUUAAAAUGUUAAUAAUCACUAGCCUAUUCACACCACAAAAUAACUGUUAUAAAAAUGUUUAAAAAGAAAUGAUUAUUUUAAUCAAGUAUCAACUGAUUGCACACUCUUUUUAAACAGACAAUAUUCUGGAGUUCUAAAGUACUUCUUCAGCAUGUAACAUCUGUGGUGUAAGUUCCAUUCAUUUCACAAGGGUAUUGACUGCUUCCCCAACUUAGAAUUCAGUCUUGUCACCUCAUUUAAAGUCUCUCAGACAUCUUGCUUGGUGGGAUACAAGCUAACACAAAUCUAUUGCUGUGGAGAGAUAAUGUGAAAAAUUAUGGCCGUCCACAUAGAAAGGUUACUAAUAGAGUCACUAUUUACUAACAGUCUCCUUAAAGUAGUGAACACCACUUUUUCUAUGCUAGCACGUCAGCUGGAGAUUAUUUAUUUGUUGCAUGAUGAAUACCAGAUUCCCAUUAAAAGGUCGGUCAGCAUAUUAGCAUCAUCUGGUUUCUAAAAGUUAAUAAUCCAAUAUAAAACUUUACUCAUGAAAGUGGCCCUACGUGACAAGGCAAACAGCACAGAGGAGGAAGAGGGAACCCUCAGUGAACGCUAGGGAAGAGCUCAAAGCGAAUGUUAUCUAUCAAGAAUACAGCUCAGGCAAAACCUAGCGGCGGUCGUGAGCGUUUACUAAGCAGUUAGAGACCGUGGUCAGGAGCUGCCAGACUGGUUUGCAUUUUUUUUGUUUGUUUUUUGAAAGGUCCUAAGCUGUGUUCAGAAAAACUGUAAAUAGACCUUUCCAAUUUAACAAAGUUUUGUAGAUUCCUCACGCAUGUAAUACAGCUCAAAUUAUACAUUUGUGGCUGUUUUGCAAUAGAUGCAGAAUGGUUUUGAAAACUAUUCUUAAUUGUUCUGAAUGAUACCAUUUGAAAUCUAGCUUUUGAAAAGGCAGUGCAUAGGUCUACAUAGUAUAGUACUAUAUAAUACACUCUCCCUCACUUCUUGGAUUAAAAUUUUUAUGGUGAGGAAACUUAGUUUCUUCUUUUUGCUAAAUGAGCAAAUUAAUAAUGCAGACAAUAUGAAAAAGUAGCUUAGUGUGAAAUAAGGCUUUAGAAUUGCUGAAACAGAAGAAGAUGGAACCGUGUAGGUUUAUACAAUACAGAACAAAGUUUUUUGGUUUUUGUUUUUUUAAUGAAGAAGUGGAGGAUAAUUGCAGUCGCACAGAUGCGAUUUCACUGUUAAAGGUUUUUCACUGAUUUAGCAAGGCCGGUCCAUAAGUCUGAAUUAUGUAUGCAGGUCCUAGAACCUCCAUCUUUGGUUUUUCCAUUAUGGAAAUACAUUUCUCAAGUUACAGCAACACAGAAGUAGGAAGCUGCCCUUCUCCACUAUUUUGCAACAGCAAAAAUCACAUUAAGGAUAGAGGAUACUUUUCAUGCAGCAGCGUGUGUAUGUUUGUAUACAGUUUGGUUUUGCUGGCAAAAUAAUUCAGUCAGUUUUCAAAGGCAGCGACUGCUCAAAGAACGAUUCUCAAAAACAAAUCCUUGCUCAAGAAUUCUGCCAAACCUCAAAAGAUUGUUACGUUAUCCUCUUACUGCAAGUGCCCAGUGUUUGGGCUCUCCUUACAUUUGCUUUGGCCAGACAGUUAAGGCGGCACAUUUUAAUGCCUAACAUACAUGCAUUACAAAUACAUUAAUGCAAAUAUUUUAGAUACUAAAAAUACCUUAAAACAAAUGCGUCCUCUUAUCAGUCCGUAAGGAACAGGUCCAUAGCACCUGGAAUCUGUGGAAUUCCUCAGAUUAUCACCUUCUAACCAAACGUGUCCUUUAGGCACCUAUGAUUAAGCAGGAUUGAAUUGAAAGGUAGAGAGAAAACAGAAUAGAAAGGUACUAAGUUUUGUUUGCCUUAUAUUGCCUAAUUUCUGCUUUCUAUAUUUCAUGACUGCGUGAUGAACUAAUUUUUAUUUUAUCUAAUAAGACACAGUGCCAGAUUUGGAGGGAUGAGAGGGAGCGCUCUAAAGUAUCUGUUCUAUCAUGUGCUCAAAAAACAAUGGUUUGCAACAAAAAAUCCUAAAUGAAGAUGUAAGAGGUUAGACCAAUGUGACAGGGUCAUUAAUUUAAUAGACUUCAAAAGAGGUCAUUAGGAUGUUGACUGAAAAUCUGCCCUCCUGUCGCAGUAACAGCAUGAACAGGGCAGCCACACACUCAUCAACAUCCUGGGGCCAGCACCAAGGCUAGACCUGUUAGUAGAUUCAUGAUGAACUAACUGGUAAUUGAUUGUGACAUCAAUUACGAAUAAUCUCAUCAUUUUAUCGGAGUAGGCUUGUCAAAGUUCUAAUUAAGAUCACAGUUCAUUCUAUGUGCAGGCAGAAUCCACAACACAUUAUAUUGCAAUAAUGAUGAUCACAAAACAGCAAAUCCCUUUUUAUAAUUUGAAAAUUAAUGAUGGUGACCUUAUACUAUAUGACAAAGACCUUUCAUUGCCUAUAUAUAUUAUGCCUUAACUAUAUUACGUACCACAGAGGAACGGUGUUCAGUGACUGACUCGAUGACAAAAUGAGAAAUAGCAACACAGCUAUUAGCUAGAUAAGAGGACAGAGCUUUCUUAAGUGAAGAAGUCACUAUUAUUUGUCUUAAAUUAAGAUUUCUGCUUGGAAUAUAUGACCCUAUUUUGACUUCUGUAGAAAGCACUUUAGAUAUAGAUAACCUCUUACAAGUUACCAAAUAAAAUAUUUAGUACUUUUUUUUCUAAUCUUUCUAAAAUGCUACAACAGCCUGAAAAAUUAAAAGUAGCAACAUAUUCCCAAUCUAGAUACUAUUUGACAUGGACUUUAAGGGUAACAUACAUUUUUCCCAAACCAAAUAUGUACGUGAAGUGUUACUAAGCCCAGAAUUCAGAGCAAAAUACAGAGAAACAAAAUUUUUAAAAAAUCACAGAUUUCAAGCAAAACUGUCUGGGCAGUAUAAACAUGAAUAUUUUAGAUACAAGACCCACAGACUCAUAAAUGCAGUCAUCUACAUAUACAGAAUUCUAGGAUAACAGACUGAAAAGACUGCAAUACCACUCUAGUAAAGCCUGGAUGUAAACCAGUAAGGCUAAAACCAAGUCCCCUAGAUAAGCAUUUGAGGAAAACACAGAUGAAGUGCAGUCAGUGGUACUUAUGGGUAUCUGGCCAGGUAACACUGGCAAUCUUAUAUUUAAACAAGCCUUGUUUGGCUCUUUGCUUAGCCAUGUUCCUGCCUUCCUAGGGGCUGAGGGUGGCAACCUACGCAGCGAUCUCUUUGUUGAGCUGUGGCUAAUGUUUACCAUAGGAUUGAGAACCAGUAGUUUGGUUUGUCUCCAACAGCGGCAUAAAAAGACACUAGUCAGGGGGAGCAUACGUGAGCCUGUCCAUCUCCUCCCAGCCAUUCCUCUCUAUUGCUCUAGUAUCCAGGCUGGGUGCAUUAGGUGUGUCAGAGGGUAAAUCCCUGCCUACUCGCUUCAGAAUCUGAAUGUGGAGCCGUUGACCAGGAGCACCUAAGCCUUUUUGAAACCUGCUGCUGCUGUCUCACUUCCACAGUCCCCUGUGUAAAGGACUGCCUUCUCCUUUUGUUUAUUUUAAACUGAUCUGAUCUCCUUUUAGUUUUAUUGGGUUCUUUACUCACUCCAUAUUUAGCUUGCCUGCCACCGGUGUUACGUGGUAGGCUUAUCAAAUUGCAGGACAGAAAGGUCAGUUUGCCACUACUAUAUGCCAAGCUGCAGACUGGUGGAUGGCUUCCCUCGGACACUGAGGCAGGCACUUGGUUCUCCUCCCAUCUUCCUCAUAAGUCAGGUAAGUAGGUCCAAAAUAAUUUGGUACUUCUCAGCUGAGUGCAGCUAGAACUCUCUUUUUUUGCAGUAGUUGCAAAUGAAGCUUCACUAACAGUCAUGAUUAGUUAAAACCUGCGACCCACAUGGCGCCUGCAUGUUGUCUGCAGUUCCAUCUUCCUCAUGUCAGAGCUAACAGAAAUUACAAAGGCUCCAUCAGAAAACCACCAUUAGGUCUACCAUUAAUUGCCCUUCUGAGAAAACGUACCAGUACACAGAAACCAUGCUGCUACCAAGCCAGCCUUGACCCUGGAAACAGAUUCACCUUAAUCAAAAAAUUUGUAAACAGAGAGAUCUUUUUAAAAAAUACACAAUACGAUCCAACUAAAAAGCAGUGAGACUGAACCACAACGUCAGAGAGGGGCAUAAAAUUUAAAAUGUAUCUUCAAUUUUAAAAAGUACUUUCAUUGCUGAAUUGUCAAGGAAUACUUAGCACAACCCUAAACUGAACUAGAGGACAUCGCUUCUUGCAGCAUGCUACUGUUCUACUGAACGGGCUCCCACAUUUUCUUGUUUUCCUGAUUCAAUAGGCACGUCGUGAAAUACAUCUGUUCAUAUGUGAAAUGAGGGCUCAUUCAUAAUGCAGGUACACCUAAACGCUUCUAGACCUUCCCACCUUCCGUGCACCCAAAGGGCAAAAAGAUUAAAAAAUAUAUAUAAAAACACAACAACUUUCACCACCUUUGAUAUAUCACUUACUGCUUCUAAUAUGACUAACAAUUACUAAGAAUUAAUUAUCUAAACAACACAUUCAUGGUUUGCAUUUCAGAUAGAAUGUUUGCAAUGAAGUACGCACCUAAAUCCUGAAUUUCACCUUUUCUGGCAGUUUUUGUAGUUUCCCACUGAACAUACGACAGGACCGUAUGCCUCUAAAUUUGUAGUGGCACAAUGUAUGAUUAAUCUAUAGAUAAUACAGUAUAAUUCCUUUCUGCGAUGCCUGUCCAUCACCUAGGCACUUCACUACAACCUGGAAUUAAGGCAAGUGGUAAAAAUCAUACAGAUGACUUGAAAAUGUUAAACCAAACGCUGGUGACAGGCCAUAAUCAUGAAUUUAAAAAAAUAAAUAAAUAAAGGAUAAAGCCAGAAUCCUUCAGGAGUUUAGGCACCCAGCUAUUUCGAGACACAUGGCUGACUUCAGUGGGACUGUUCAUAUUGAAUGAAGUGAAUUCUGAGUAUCAGCCUUUGCAGAAUCAGGACCCAAGCAUGAAAUGCCUCAGUGCUGUGCAAACACAAUGGCUGGAAAGAAGAUACACUUGUAACCAACAAAAAAAAUAAUUGGCUGGAACACUUGUAUUUUUGGUUUUGUACACCAGUGGGCUGCUGCUGCCUUUUUUUUUUGACAAUGGGGAAGCCACUCACGUGACAAUUCCCAGCGUUGCUGCAUUUUGAUGUCUCCAGGUGAUGGACUCUAAGUGCAAAUCAGUUACCGUUACUGCACAGCACAACGCCGUGGAUACAAUAAUGCUUUCAGACAAAACACUGCCAAGAAUGCCAAAAACAUUCCGUUUAGCCGGACAGUAUUUUAGACAUUACGCGUAGGCCAGCUCUAAGAAGCCCAGGUCCCACAAGCCUGACAACUGCAUUGUCACAGAGCCGGCUGGUGGCCUGCAUGACAAAGCAGCAAUCCCACAGCAGCACGGGUCCAUCCCAAACCACACUCCCCCUGAUCUCCCGCAGCCUGUCUUUGCCUCGCUAACCCCAGUGCCUCUGGUUUUGCGGAGAUUAUCUGAGGAUUUAUUUUCAAGGAACAACAGCUCUAAGGGAGAACCGGUUAUCUGAGGUGCAGCUUAUAUGCAUGAGAAUACGGACACUGAUUAGACACAUGCCUCUUCCCCUUCUCCCUCCCAGGGCUGAGGGCUCUACUACAGGAGCAGACAGACCAGAAGAGCAAAAUAAUCAUCCUGAAGAGCUGGGCUUUUAUUGGCAGCUUACAGUGUUUCAGCUCCGAUAGACAGUAACCUCCCUCACUUCAGAACCGCGGGAUGAAAUGGCUGCGCUGUUUAUUGCCACACCAGAAAAGCAAUAUACUGCAAAUAAGAUCGGCAGAGGUGAAAUCAUGAAAUCAUCUGCCUCGAAACAAACAAACAAAAACCCACGAUCUAAAUGAAAUUACAGCUCUUGUGGGUUUCUUUAUUUCGUCUUGGGGGUCUUGAGGGAGUAUUUUGGGGGUACUAAAGAUGGAUAAGCGGGUCUGUAAUGAAGAAGUGAAGAAUUAUAAACACCAAUCUCUCACAGUCUCUCAUUUUGGCAUUCUGAGCAGUCUGUGCGUAUCAAAGAACGUCAGUAUGUACAAUCAGCUGGGAGCAGAUGAAGCUUGAACUCUCAUAAGGUCACAGGUAUUCACAUCACCUCCAGCAAUAUCAAAGUUUUAAACCUCAGAAGAACUAAAUUAUUCCCACCUUUUCAGUUCAGAGGCUUCCCUCUUGAGCUAUGAUAAGAACUAAUCUCAGUGCUGGACAAAAGAAUAAAGUCUGUAAGUUCUCAUCUAUCCCUACUAAGGUCUAUUUAAGUGCUUCCUACUUUGGUACAAGCAACAAAUGUAAUUGCUUCAUGGCCUGCGGGUGUUCGUUUAACAAAAGAAGCUUUUGUGAAUAAACCACAGGUGUUACCUUUCUUGAUUAAAGUGAAAUAUGAUGAAAGAA
This is a messenger RNA of Numida meleagris (helmeted guineafowl), 11709 nucleotides long. It is a transcript of the gene DNAJC24, whose product is annotated as DnaJ heat shock protein family (Hsp40) member C24. Gene Ontology annotation, molecular function: ferrous iron binding; ATPase activator activity. The coding region runs from base 505 to 945 and encodes 146 amino acids. Lineage: Eukaryota; Metazoa; Chordata; Aves; Galliformes; Numididae. The record is from RefSeq and is a predicted model, not a curated record. The transcript has 5 exons. Gene Ontology annotation, biological process: positive regulation of ATP-dependent activity.